UUGCGUCGCGCUCCGAGUGGCUCAGCCGGUGCGGGCAACCGAGCAGGUCGGCGGAGACCAUGUCCAGGGCGCGAAGAAGAGGAGCGGGAGAUUCUCUCGCCGGCUUCAGGCGGGGCGCGGGCGACGGCGCUGCGGCGGUGCCUCAGGGGCUGAUCCGGACGGCGCGGAAGAGCGGCCAGUUGAAUCUCUCUGGCCGCGGGCUGACCGAAGUCCCUCCACAUGUAUGGCGAAUAAACUUGGAUAUUCCAGAAGAGGCGAAACAAAACCUCUCUUUUAGUGCUGACGAACGGUGGUGGGAGCAAACCGAUCUCGCCAAACUAAUAUUAUCUUCGAACAAACUGCAGUGUCUUUCUGAUGAUCUAAGACUGUUGCCUGCUCUCACUGUGUUGGAUGUGCAUGAUAAUCAACUGACAUCUCUUCCUUCUGCUAUAGGAACACUGGAAAAUCUCCAGAAACUUAAUGUGAGCCAUAAUAGACUAAAAGAUAUACCGGAGGAGCUUACCCAACUAAAACAUUUAAAAAGUCUGUUUCUGCAGCACAAUGAAUUAAAUCAGUUGCCUGAUGAAUUUGGACAGCUUAUUAGUUUGGAAGAGUUGGAUAUUUCCAACAACCGUAUUUCUAGUAUCCCAACAAGUUUUCGUUUUCUAACAAAUUUGGUGCGGCUCAAUUUGACUUGUAAUCAUUUGAAGAGCCUGCCAGCAGAAAUCAGUGCAAUGAAAAGUCUGAGACAGCUUGAUUGCACAAAAAACUAUCUGGAAACGAUACCUCCUGAAGUGGCCAAUAUGGAAUCAUUAGAGCAGCUUUAUCUAAGAAGAAAUAAAUUGUGUUAUCUGCCAGACCUUCCUUCAUGUAAGUUUUUAAAGGAGUUGCAUGUUGGUGAAAAUCAGAUUGAAGUGUUAAAACCUGACCACCUGAAACAUCUGAAUUCUUUGUGUGUAUUGGAACUAAGAGAUAAUAAGCUAAAAUCACUGCCUGAUGAAAUAACCCUGUUACAAGGGUUAGAGCGACUGGACCUAUCCAACAAUGAUAUUAGCAGCCUUCCUUACAAGCUAGGAAACCUGUCUCAACUGAAGUUCUUAGGGCUGGAAGGGAACCCUUUAAGGACAAUACGAAGGGAUGUUGUACAAAAAGGGACGCAAGAAAUUCUAAAAUACCUUAGAAGUAAAAUACAAGAUGAUGACAUGAUUGGUCCAAAUGGAGAAUUUCCUGUGACAGCAAUGACUCUGCCAAGUCAGUCAAAAAUUAAUCUGCAUGCUAUAACUGCAUUAAAAACAUUGGACUAUAGUGAAAAACAGGCAGCUGUAAUUCCAGAUGAAGUGUUGAAUGCAGUUGGAACCAAUCCAGUCACUACUGUAAAUUUCAGCAAGAAUCAGCUGACUGAAAUUCCAAUAAGAAUUGUGGAACUAAAAGACUCAGUCUCUGAUAUAAAUUUUGGUUUCAACAAGCUUUCGUCUAUUUCCCUGGAGCUCUGUAUGCUUCACAGACUGACACAUUUGGAUGUUAGAAAUAACAUUUUGACAUCUCUGCCUGAUGAAAUGGAAGCACUGACAAAACUGCAAAUAAUUAAUCUUGCCUUUAACAGAUUUAAAAUAUUUCCAAAUGUGCUGUAUCACAUUCCAACUCUUGAAACAAUCCUCCUUGCUAAUAAUCAGAUUGGAUCCCUGGACCCUCUGCAAAUAAAGAAGUUGGACAGGCUUGGUACCCUAGAUCUUCAAAAUAAUGACCUCUUACAAGUACCACCAGAACUUGGGAACUGUGUCAAUCUCAGGACACUUUUGCUGGAAGGCAAUCCUUUCCGGACUCCUCGAGCUGCUAUUCUUGCCAAGGGGACAGCUGCUGUGCUUGAAUACCUAAGAAGCAGAAUUCCUACUUGAUCUGUUGUGCUUGGUUUGAACUGAAAUGUAUGCAAGAUCUUACCUUCUGAAGCAUGAAGAUCGAAGUCCUUAUACAUGACAACUAUUUAAUUUGUUUAGCAUAAACUCAGUGCAUAUGCUGGGGUCACUUUUUAAGAGCUAUUUCACAAAGGACUCUUACCUUCCAUGCCUCCAGUUCAAACUAUGCUUGUGUACCUACUUGUAUGGUGUAUGGGUAGGUUAUUGAUAGAUGGUUCUAUUCAUCCAUUAAUUCCCCUGAUCAUGACAUGAUUGUAAAAGCACUGCUACCAUCUAGGAAUUAUUGAUAGCUGUAUCCAUGUACCCGUCUGGUCUCUUCUUACCCCACAUAUUCUAUAUGAACAGGUGCUGUAUGUUACACAAAAUUGGAUAUGGUUAGAAUUCUGCUAUUGUGUUAAAAAAAUUAUCCUGUUUUGAAUUUCCUUUUCGUUUUAGCUAAUUUUAAGAUCACC
Molecule: messenger RNA, 2344 nt
Organism: Lacerta agilis (Sand lizard)
Lineage: Eukaryota; Metazoa; Chordata; Lepidosauria; Squamata; Lacertidae
Gene: LRRC40
Product: leucine rich repeat containing 40
Exons: 15
Coding region: 60-1874 (604 amino acids)
Molecular function (GO): protein binding
Source: RefSeq, a predicted model, not a curated record